CUGCAGUAUGAGUGAUAAUAACAACAAGAACAUUAUUGAAACAUCUCUACAUUCUGAUGAGUUUCUAAUAAACCUGCUAGGCUCAGAAGGGGGAGGAGGAGGUCAUGUUGGUGAUGUAUUGUCAACAGCAAUAUUCUCAUCAUUACCACUGCAUGGGAAUAAUACUCCAAGGAAAGGUACUGAUGAUAAUGAUGGUUGUCGUUUGUAUGGGGCGAGGGAAGAUAAUCAUGAGACUACGAGUCUAGAGAGUAGUAAUAAUGAUGGUCUUAUUAUGGCUAGUGAUGAUGUUGGUUAUGAUGGUUGUAUAAUACCAGAAACAGUAUAUCCAGUAUUAGAGAAUGUUAUUGCAUCAGUCGAACUUGGUAUAAUAAAUAGUACUCAUUCUACUACUACUACUGGUGGGUCGUCAUCAUCGUCGAGUCAUCUUAUUGAUUUGAAGAAAGUUGCAUUUAAAGCACGUAAUGCUGAAUAUAAUCCUCGUAAGGUUAAUGCAGUAGUAAUAAGGUUUAGAGAUCCAAAAGCAACUGCAAUGUUAUAUGGUACUGGUAAGGUUAUGGUUACUGGUAGUAAUUCUGAAGAAACUGCAAAAGAUGCAGCAAAGAAGGUUGCUAAAAUAGUUAUAAAAAGUGGUGCUUAUCCUCAAGCUAGAUUUAGAAGAUUUAAAAUAGAGAAUAUGGUAGCAUCAGCAGAUGUUAGAUUCCCAAUACGUUUAGAAGCAUUAGCCUAUGAGCAUCGAUCCUAUUGUAGUUAUGAACCAGAACUAUAUCCUGGUCUGGUAUUCCGAUUAUUUGAACCUAAAGUUGCAUUAUUAAUAUUUGUAUCUGGAAAAAUAGUAUUUACUGGUGCUAAGAAUAGAGAUGAUAUUACUAAUGCCUUUCGUAAUAUAUAUCCAUUACUACUCAAAUAUCAGAAUUGAUCAUCAUCAACAACAACAAUAAUAAUAAUCAUACUCACUAGUACUACUACUCGUCAUCAUUAUAGUGGCCAUCACUACUACCAAGGCUGCUGUUAGCUAUCCUAUUGGUCCGUGGCUACCGUCAUAACUAAUGCUUUCUGUGUUCACAAUUGUAUCGAGAUAUGUAAUGUUAU
Molecule: messenger RNA, 1089 nt
Organism: Perkinsus marinus ATCC 50983
Lineage: Eukaryota; Perkinsozoa; Perkinsida; Perkinsidae
Product: TATA-binding protein, putative
Exons: 3
Coding region: 8-916 (302 amino acids)
Biological process (GO): DNA-templated transcription initiation
Molecular function (GO): DNA binding; RNA polymerase II general transcription initiation factor activity
Source: RefSeq, a predicted model, not a curated record